Messenger RNA from Varroa destructor (honeybee mite), 2109 nucleotides. Its product is annotated as adipocyte plasma membrane-associated protein-like. Gene Ontology annotation, molecular function: hydrolase activity. The record is from RefSeq and is a predicted model, not a curated record. NCBI's taxonomy places the organism in Eukaryota, Metazoa, Arthropoda, Arachnida, Mesostigmata, Varroidae. Gene Ontology annotation, cellular component: endomembrane system.
UUUAACAAGAUCAGACAAGUGUCAAGCUUUGCCUGCUUAUGUUAAUGCUGGCCUUUGUCCUAAACGUUAUACUGGAGCAUCAACUGGUGACUGAAAUCCGAGAUUGUUGAAUCAAAAAUCCGAUCAAACCAAAAAAACUAGCUAAGAACCGUUGCUGCUAAAUUACAGGAAAUUUGUUAAGAUUGAGUCCGAUUCUUAGCGUUUGUCUAGGAGCAGUACAACAUUCCUCGCAUAAACGAAGCAAAUUGUGUACCAUAUUGAGCAUAUAUUGUUACGUAGUCCACUAAUAUGUUAAAAGCGAAAACACUUAUGUGUUUACGUUGUAUAUAAACAGGCCAGAAGCAAAAACCUGGAUUAUGGAAAAUCUCGUAUCAAUAUUAUUUAAGAUUUGCGUAUUAAGUUAUCUCAGUCGGAUGACGAAAUUUACAACCCUGAUAGGUCGUGGAGUGUAUAGAAGCCCAACGCAGCUGAUUUGCAAAUGAAAGCAACAGGCUGGCGUAAUAAUUCAGAGCUUAUAUUCGAGUGAAUUGAAAUUGCGACAUCUUCAUUUCGUGACGGUUCAAAAUGUUGAGACGUUUAGCGGAAUUUCACGUGACGGUCGCCGUUGUUUCGAUACUCGUUGUCACCCUACUGCCGUUCUUACCUGUACCCCUUGAUUUCGAGCCGGAAGCCUACAACGUAACUCUACCGAAGUUUGAAGGCCCGCUUGCCCCAAACGAUUUUCUGGAUCACGCAAAAAUUCUUUUCCAUCAUCAGCUGCGAGGCCCGGAGUCCUUUGCUGUUAAGGAUGGCCUGAUCUACACUGGAACUCAAUUCGGGCACAUUUACCAGAUUGACCCAGUGAAAGAAACUAUAACCAAGGUUGCCAAUACAGGCAGUGACUGCGAGGGCCUUCAUGAUGAGGAAAGAUGUGGGCGUGUAUUGGGGCUCCGUUUCGCCCCCAGUGGGGAAUUGUAUGCAACGGAUGCCUACAAAGGAUUGGUAAAGAUCGAUGUUAAGACAGGUAAAGUCAACGUUCUUGUAAAAGUCGGCGAGUAUGUAGGGUCAUCAAAACUUUUGUUUCCUGAUGACUUGGACAUUGACGAUGAUGGAGUUAUCUACUAUUCGCAGGCCAGCACACGCUGGGGACUCCAUCAGAUCGUAUACAUCAUAAUGGAGCACGAUAACACUGGAAGGAUUUUGACGUACGAUACCAAGACAAAAAGAAGCGAUGUUCUUAAAGAGAAUUUAUACUUUCCCAACGGCCUUCAGCUUUCAAAAGAUCGCACCGCCCUUCUCUUUUCGGAGCUACUAUCCAAGCAUGUCAUGAAAUACGAGCUCGAGGGUCCGAACAAGGGUAAGGUCUCCGUCUUCUCUGAAAACUUACCUGGUGAUUGUGAUAAUAUUCGCUUGACCAAUCGUGGUACGUACUGGGUGGCCAUUGGUGUUGCACGAUCUGCUGACAACCCCACGAUUUUGGACUCAAUCGCGCCGUUUCCUCUCAUUGCGAAGACUAUAAUGCGUUUUUGUUGGCUAUUGGGGCAAGCUUUGGAAUCGCUGAACAAAUUCAUCAAGUACGACACAAUUCGGGAUCUUAGCGCCGAUUUUACACACGGCAAGAUUUUGUUGAAGAUGGCGCGUGAAGGUGGUGUCAUUGUUGAGCUCGGAGACAAUGGCCAAAUAUUGCGAAGUCUUCAUUCGUCUAACUACACACUUUUUUCUGAAGUUAUGGAAUAUGACAAGAAUCUCUACAUUGGAUCAUUUAUUAAGCCGUAUCUCCUUCGAGUACCUGUGCCUUCAUCGUGAGCUUACGAUGAAGACAAUAGAUUUCUUCGCCUGUUAGACCUUCUUAAGCCACCAUGUGGAAUCCGAAAGAGGCCGGCCAGAAUUUAGUGUAUUACAUUCCAGAUACAUAAGGCUCACUCAAUGGGAUUGCUUUUUGGAAUGGAGGAGGGGAAUGUAUCAAUAGGGAUGAGGGAAUGUUAGUGACGCGAUGCAAUUGUUACACUAAAUUUUUGCUAGAACUGUGUACUUCUUAAGGUUCAGCGAGAAGUAUCUAUCUGGAAUAUCGUUUUUUUAAUGUAUUUCUGAGCCUAAUGUAAAUACAAUAAAAUCGGGUAAAAUGUGUAA